This is a messenger RNA of Nicotiana attenuata, 495 nucleotides long. RefSeq lists its product as uncharacterized. Lineage: Eukaryota; Viridiplantae; Streptophyta; Magnoliopsida; Solanales; Solanaceae. Bases 1 to 495 code for a protein of 164 amino acids. The record is from RefSeq and is a predicted model, not a curated record. The transcript is spliced from 2 exons.
AUGGCGGGCAAGAAGGUUCUUCUCCGAGUGUCGCCUAUGAUGGGCAUUAUGUGGUUUAGGAAGAAGGACAAGUUGAGCUCGAGGUUUAUUGGCCUGUUUGAGAUCUUGGAGAGAGUUGGUGAGGUUGCUUAUAGACUUGCAUUUCCUCCUAGCCUAGUAGGGGUACAUCGGGUAUUUCAUGUUUCCAUGCUUCGGAGGUACCAUAAGAAUAGAUCACAUGUUUUAGACUUCAGCAUUCGGAGGUACCAUAAGGAUAGAUCGCAUGUUUUAGACUUCAGUACAGUGCAUCUUGAUGAAAAUUUGACCUAUGAGAAAGAGUCAGUGGCUAUUCUUAACUGGCAGGUUCGUAAGUUGAGAUCUAUGAAUUUUCCUUCUGUGAAAGUGCAUUGGAGAGAUCAUCCAAUUGAGGAGGCUACGUGGGAGUCCGAGUCCGAUAUGCGGAGUAGAUACCCCCACCUUUUUACCAAUCCAGGUCCUGCAAUUGCGAAGACCUAG